AUGGUGUGCUUUAACGAAGAAUUUUGCUCGGAAGUGGACAUGGUGUACCGGCGGAUUUCACGUGGAAAACGUCAACAUUUUGCCCAGCCUUCUGAAGUAGUCUCGAAAGAUCGUCUUCGCUUCUUUGGUUACAUUAUGAGGAGACCGUCUCAUCAUUUUGCUCAAGUUGUUUUGAAGAUGCUUCCAGAUAAUAAUUGGGAAAGGUCCCCUGGUCGCAAAAGAACGUUUUGGACGAAGGUGGUGAAGGAAGAUCUGAGGACACUUGGCGUUAACAGGCAGUUCAGUCGAGACGUAAAAUUCCGCCGCUUGCGGAAUAGCGAAGAAUGGGUAGAUUCCAUGCGAAUUCUAGCUGAAAAUCGAACAGGACGGGAUCGGAUAUAUUCAAUGACGACACACCCCGGCGAAGAUGCGGGUAGCCGCGUUAGGCCGUAA
Molecule: messenger RNA, 432 nt
Organism: Necator americanus (New World hookworm)
Lineage: Eukaryota; Metazoa; Nematoda; Chromadorea; Rhabditida; Ancylostomatidae
Exons: 1
Coding region: 1-432 (143 amino acids)
Source: RefSeq, a predicted model, not a curated record